AUGGAGUCUCCAGCAAGCACCCAAUGGCGCUCCCAUCGCCUCUCAAUCUGCCUUCGCUCCGUCGCGCUGGUCGCCUCCCUAGCCGGCGUUAUAGCCUUUGCAUACUCCCAAGACCUCCACGACCGGGGCAUAGUCCUAACCGAAGACUUGGGUCACCACCUUAUCAGCCCAGCUACUGGAACGAUCGAGUACUCCUUUAUCUGGACCCUCAUCAUCCUCUCCAUCGAACUUUCCACCCCGCUCGACCUCCACCCCGGUCUCUACGUCGCAUUCGACUUCAUUGCCUGGGCCGCCGUCACAGUCGGCCUUUGUCUGUACCUCGCAAUCAUGCAGCCAUAUUAUACGGGCGAUGGGUAUACCUGUGGUCGGGGCUACCGGUGUAAUGGGAAGCGGGUUGCUAAUGUCGAGCACUUUGGCACUGCGAUGGGAUUUCUGGCUGUUCUUAUCCACUUUGGAUUUUUCGUCUGGGCAUGUCGAGCUACUGAUAGGUUGCGGAAGAGUCGGCGCGUGUCGAAGAAGGCGGCGUUUGUUAGUGCUGCUGUUUGA
Aspergillus mulundensis is the source of this 546-nucleotide messenger RNA. RefSeq lists its product as uncharacterized. NCBI's taxonomy places the organism in Eukaryota, Fungi, Ascomycota, Eurotiomycetes, Eurotiales, Aspergillaceae. The record is from RefSeq and is a predicted model, not a curated record. The coding region runs from base 1 to 546 and encodes 181 amino acids. The transcript has 3 exons.